Messenger RNA from Sardina pilchardus (European sardine), 2904 nucleotides. RefSeq names its product segment polarity protein dishevelled homolog DVL-3-like. Gene Ontology annotation, biological process: intracellular signal transduction; canonical Wnt signaling pathway. The record is from RefSeq and is a predicted model, not a curated record. Gene Ontology annotation, molecular function: frizzled binding. NCBI's taxonomy places the organism in Eukaryota, Metazoa, Chordata, Actinopteri, Clupeiformes, Clupeidae. The transcript has 15 exons. Gene Ontology annotation, cellular component: cytosol. The coding region runs from base 377 to 2395 and encodes 672 amino acids.
UCUCCAGUAGAGGGAGUUUUAUGGAAUACUGUUCACACCACCACAAAGCCGUGCGAGUAGUGGAACCGCGACAUUGGAUACUGAACAGAUUUCGGUUCAUAUUUGUUACAGAAGUCUUUAUCUAAGAAAAGAGUGUUGUCGUCGAAGUUGGAGUUGCUUAUUCGCGAUCAAAAGAGACGAAAACGGGAACGGAGGAAUGGUCCAUUUGGCGGUGUGAGCUCCAUAGAGGUCCAGAGGAAGCCUCGCUGUCUGCGAAAGUAAAGAAAGAAAAACACUGUAAUAAAGGCAACUACCACAGCACAAGCCGGUUCCGGAGACAAAUCCAAGAACCACUAAAGCUGGAUGAUCAAAGACUACCUUUCCCCGGUGGUCUGCAAUGGGGGAGACCAAAAUAAUAUAUCAUCUCGACGACCAGGAAACUCCUUACCUGGUCAAAUUGCCCAUCCCAGCCGAUAGGGUCACUCUCUUGGACCUAAAAAAUGCUCUCAAGAAACCGAACUUUAAGUUUUUCUUUAAAUCAAUGGAUGAUGACUUCGGGGUGGUGAAGGAAGAGAUUUCGGACGACAAUGCAAGGCUUCCUUGCUACAAUGGACGUGUCAUUGCUUGGCUGGUGUCUGCUGAUGGCUCUCAUUCAGAUGGUGGCUCUGUGGCUGAGAGCCAGUCAGAUCGCCCCCCAUCCCUUGAAAGGUGCCAAGGCAUCGGAGACUCCCGACCACCCUCCUUUCAUGCAAAGUCGGCUGGCAGUCGUGACGGCAUGGACGACAACACCGAGACCGACUCCGUGGUGUCUCAUCGCCGGGACAGGGACAAGGAACGGUCACGCCGGAAACAUACCCAGGACCACACAGGAGGGAGGAUGAAUGGUUACACACGGGGCGGCCGAGGCCUGGACCUGGGCGGGUACGACAGCCGCUCGUCCCUCAUGAGCAGCGAACUAGAGUCCAGUAGCUGCUUCGACUCGGAAGACGAUGGAUCCACCAGCCGGUUCAGCAGUGUUACGGAGCAGAGCGGCUCAUCACGUCUGGUCAGACGCCCUCGCCGUCGGCGACGGAGACCUAAACAAAACAUGGAACGGUCCUCAUCCUUCAGCAGCAUUACGGACUCCACCAUGUCCCUCAACAUAAUCACUGUUACACUAAACAUGGAGAAGUAUAACUUCCUGGGUAUCAGUAUUGUGGGUCAGAGCAACGAGAGGGGAGAUGGAGGCAUCUACAUCGGCUCCAUCAUGAAAGGUGGGGCAGUGGCAGCUGACGGACGCAUUGAACCGGGCGAUAUGCUUCUUCAGGUGAACGACAUCAACUUUGAGAACAUGUGCAACGACGAUGCAGUGCGUGUUCUGAGGGACAUCGUUCACAAGCCGGGACCCGUUUCUCUGACUGUGGCCAAGUGCUGGGACCCAAACCCAAACAGCUGCUUUGCGUUACCCAGAAGCGAGCCCAUCAGGCCCAUUGACCCGGCGGCGUGGGUGUCCCACACGGCAGCCAUGACUGGGGUGUACCCCGCCUAUGGCAUGAGCCCCUCCAUGAGCACGGUCACCUCCACCAGCUCCUCCAUCACCAGCUCCAUCCCCGAGACCGAGCGCUUUGAUGAUUACCACCUCUCAGUUCACAGUGACAUGGCAACUGUUGCUAAAGCAAUGGCAUGUCCCGAUUCUGGAUUGGAAGUUCGUGAUCGGUUGUGGCUGAAGAUAACCAUUGCUAAUGCCUUCAUAGGGUCAGAUGUAGUGGACUGGCUCUUCCAUCACGUCGAGGGCUUUACUGAUCGCCGUGAGGCCCGCAAGUAUGCCAGCAACCUUUUGAAGGCGGGAUUCAUCCGCCACACUGUCAACAAGAUCACCUUCUCUGAGCAGUGCUACUACAUAUUUGGUGAUCUCUGUGGCAACAUGGCUCACAUGUCCCUGCAAGACCACGAUGGGUCGAGUGGGGCAUCGGAUCAGGACACUCUGGCUCCCCUCCUGCACUCCGGCGGCGAGCCGGCGUGGCCGGUGUCCUUCCCGUACCAGUACCCAGUUCCCCACGCUCCCGAGCUGCCCCAUGGCUUCAGUGAAGCAGGGGGCGGUAGCGCCGGCAGCCAGCAUAGUGAGGGGAGCCGUAGCAGUGGGUCCCACGGCAGCGAAUCGGACGUCAGGAGAGAGAGGGCUCCCAGCGAGCGCUCGGCCCCCAGCGAGUGCAGCAUGCGCAGCUCCCACAGCCUGCGCAACCCCCGUUCCCACGGCCACAGCUCCGGCUCCGUACGCCUGGCCCACCCCCCCUUCAUGGCAGCGGCAGCAGCCGCGGCGGCGCCAGGCUCCCCCUCGGGCCGCACGCUGGUGUCCAUGCCCCCCGAACUCUCCGGCUCGCGCCAGUCCUGCCACACGGUGGGCAGCCAGGGCGAGUUCUUUGUUGACAUCAUGUGAAGCGGCGCCUGCACUGUUGUUCAGACAAACGGGACGGAUGGAUUAGACGGAUGAUGUGUGCAUGUGUGUUUCCCCUGCUUCAUGAAAGAGACUUAAAGACGUGCCGUAUUCGUGAUAGGCUUCCUACGUCUCUAGUGGCCACCUGGCAAGGAGAUGUAGGUCAGAGAGAGUGAACAACAGCAUCAAUGUGGAUAAACUUUUAAAAAGUGUAAGAAAGGAAAGAAAAGCAAAGCAAGCACCCAUUUCAAGAUGUGACAAAAGAGAACUGAGGGCUGUACUCCCCUUCUGCCUCUGCUUUCGCUCCGGCUUCAUCUGCCAUCAUUUGAGCAUGAGUAUGCUGAUAGAAUGUAUCUCACAGACAUAUACUUUUAGUACUGGUCAUUUCCAUUUUGUCAACAUUUCUUUUUUUUUUUACCUUGAGGCUAAACUUGACAGAAAUGCAUUGCCUAAAACAAACUCCAUUUGAUGAGAAAAUGUUUUUUAUUUAUAAAUAUAGUUUUAUUGCCUAA